AUGUCCACCCACCCAACAUGGACACAUCAAGAAGAAGCUACCCCCGAGGGGGCAGUCAUCACGUCGUGCGCGUGGGACGAUGCCGAGAAGGGCAUCUACGAUAGCACCCCGACCUUGCCCGUGCUUUCACCGCCAUCUCCGGCCUAUGUGGAUGAGAAGAAGGUUUCUUCUGCCGAUACUGCCAUAAUCCCGGCACCACGGGUGCCCCCAGCAGCGGCCAAAAAACCUCCAAAGCCGAAGGUCAGCAGAUGGAUCCGCUUCCAGCUUUGGUUCAACACGUACCGCAAGUUCUUCACAUUUGUCACCCUACUCAACUUGACGGGCAUCAUUCUCACCGCUCUUGGUCGGUUCCCGUACGCCGAGAACCAUCUCGGUGCACUGGUUCUCGGCAAUCUCCUCUGCGCCGUUCUGAUGCGGAAUGAACUGUUUCUCAGAAUCCUGUACAUGAUUUCCAUCUACGGCCUGCGCAGCUGGGCUCCGGUAUGGCUCAAGUUGGCCGUGACUUCCAUUCUGCAGCACGUCGGAGGCAUUCAUUCAGGGUGUGCUCUCUCGGGAGCGGCCUGGCUCGUCUUCAAGAUCGUCGAUAUUAUCAGGUAUCGCUCUGUUCAACACAGCUCAGUGAUUGCUACCGGUAUCAUUACCAAUGUUGCUGUUUUCAUCUCAGUCCUGAGCGCCUUCCCAUGGGUUCGCAACAACCACCACAACACUUUCGAGAGACACCACCGCUUUAUUGGAUGGCUGGGUCUUGCGGCCACGUGGGUGUUCGUGGUUCUUGGAAAUUCGUACGACAUCAAGCGAGGGGAAUGGAGAGCGGAUGCAAACUCUCUGCUCAGCACGCAAGAGCUCUGGUUCGCUGUCUUCAUGACCAUCUUUAUUCUCAUCCCCUGGGUUACUCUUCGAGAGGUGCCUGUGGAGGUUGAGAUUCCGUCGCCCAAAGUCGCCAUCCUCAAGUUUCAGCGUGGGAUGCAGCAAGGGCUGCUCGGGAGGAUCAGCCGAACGUCCAUCAUGGAGUACCAUGCCUUUGGCAUCAUCAGUGAGGGCCGAAAAUCCGGCUGCCACUACAUGAUUUGCGGCGUUCAGGGCGAUUUCACCAAGGAUCUCGUCGCUAACCCGCCAAGGACGGUGUGGACCCGAGAGCUCAAGUUCGCUGGUGUUGGGCACGCGUCCGCCAUGUUCAAGCGAGGAAUUCGCAUCUGCACGGGAACCGGUAUCGGGGCGGCGCUGUCUACCUGCAUCCAAAGUGAGAAUUGGUUCCUCAUUUGGAUCGGCUCCGACCAAGAAAAGACGUUCGGUCCGACGAUCACAGGCCUCAUCUACAACAAUAUCCCACCCGAGCGCAUGAUCCUGUGGGACUCCAAGAAGCGAGGAGGGCGGCCGGACACGGUGAAGCUCCUCAAGGAGACGUGGGACAGCUUCGGGGCCGAGGUCAUCUUCAUCACGUCCAACAAGCAGGGCAACGACGAGAUGAUGCAAGGUUGCCGCGCAGCCGGAUUGCACGCGUUUGGCACUCUGUGGGACUUUUAA
This is a messenger RNA of Canariomyces notabilis, 1524 nucleotides long. RefSeq lists its product as uncharacterized. The record is from RefSeq and is a predicted model, not a curated record. Bases 1 to 1524 code for a protein of 507 amino acids. NCBI's taxonomy places the organism in Eukaryota, Fungi, Ascomycota, Sordariomycetes, Sordariales, Chaetomiaceae. The transcript is spliced from 10 exons.